Molecule: messenger RNA, 6789 nt
Organism: Zootoca vivipara (common lizard)
Lineage: Eukaryota; Metazoa; Chordata; Lepidosauria; Squamata; Lacertidae
Gene: RAB22A
Product: RAB22A, member RAS oncogene family
Molecular function (GO): GTPase activity; GTP binding
Source: RefSeq, a predicted model, not a curated record
GCCCACCGGCCCGCCGCUCCGCUGCCUCAGCGCUCCAGCUUGACCCGCCGCUGAACCAGCGCGGCGCCCUGGGCCCACCUCAGCCCCAGGCCCCAAGCCCCACACAGCGGUUUCCCCGCCGGUGCCCCUUUCGCCCCGGGGGGCAGAAUAGCGAGAGAGGCGGUGUGGGGAGGUGUGACAGGCCAGGCCCCCUUCUCCUCCUCCCCCCCCGAGUGUCGCCGAAAGGGGUGGGGAGUCUGGGUCAGGUGAUUGUCAAUGGGCCGUCCAAGAUGGCGCCCGGUUUGUGGAGUCUGAGGAGGAGGAAGAGGAGGGUUGCUUUUUUUUACCUGUGACUUGGAGCGGAGGGAGGAGGAGGUUCGGAGUUGGUUUUUUAUUUUUGGGUCAUAUCCUCCCACGCCUUCGUUUUAUCCCUGGGAGACUUUCGCCUGAAGGGUAGACUUGAGAAGGAGGAGGAGGAGGCGGUGUUUUUUUUUUUUUAACUCCCCGAUGUACGCCUUUUUCCGAGGAGGGGCUACCCGGGCUGUGCCUGCUGCGCUCCCGACGAGAGAGCCGUCUCUCCUUCCCCAGCCAUGGCUCUGAGGGAGCUCAAAGUUUGCCUGCUGGGGGACACUGGUGUGGGCAAGUCAAGCAUUGUAUGGCGCUUUGUAGAAGACAGCUUUGAUCCCAACAUCAAUCCAACAAUUGGAGCAUCUUUUAUGACAAAGACAGUGCAAUAUCAGAAUGAGUUGCAUAAAUUCCUAAUAUGGGAUACAGCCGGGCAAGAACGAUUCCGUGCUUUAGCGCCGAUGUACUACCGAGGUUCUGCAGCAGCUAUUAUAGUUUAUGACAUCACAAAAGAGGAAACAUUUUCAACAUUAAAGAACUGGGUGAAAGAACUUCGACAGCAUGGACCCCCCAAUAUUGUUGUUGCUAUUGCUGGAAAUAAAUGUGAUCUUAAUGACGUAAGGGAAGUCAUGGAAAAAGAUGCUAAAGACUAUGCAGAUUCCAUCCACGCAAUAUUUGUAGAGACCAGUGCAAAAAAUGCAAUAAACAUAAAUGAACUGUUCAUAGAAAUUAGUCGUAGAAUUCCAUCAACAGAUACCAACCCCCCCUCUAGCGGUAAGGGCUUCAAACUUAGAAGACAGCCUUCAGUGACAAAACGCAGCUGUUGUUGACUGAUACUAUCAUAUACCAGACUAGCUUUUAUAAAGUAUUUGGCCUUGGAAGUUAUGGGUUUAUUUUGGGUAAAUCAUACUCGUAUUGGAUUCCUAUCUGCCUGAUGUUCAUAGACCCCAAAAUGGGCCAGUUCUGGCGUACUUAUACAGACUGAGGAGACCGCGGUCAUCCUGCUGUUGGACUGUUUCCUUGCAUACAACAUCUGGAUUAUCUAUUGUACUCGAAGGGAAUUCAUCUUCAGUUUCUGCUUUAGCCUCAUGAGAAAGGAACUCCAAAAUACAGAUUGUAAGACUUAAUAUUUCAUAGUUUUUAUAAACAAAACUUUGCUAUGUUUUUUUCUUGAGGGAGGGAAGGGAAACUAGCACUUUGUGGGAGUGGGCAAGCCUUGUGGAUAGAAAUGUUAGCUCUAAUCUUAAUGCAGUUCUACACUCCUCAUCACUGUUGCUAUAAUAAGCCUUACUGUUUUCAUAGUUGCUUCUCCAAAGUACAGAAUGAGCAGCUGAUUUAAUAGACAGCUGCAAAAAUAAUGAAGCUGAUAAAAAGACCAAAUCAACCCAUCCAGUUCACCAACCUUAAUUGCACUUUUAUUAUUUACUGGUGAUAUUGAAAAUGUGUUCAGAAAGGGGGGAGGUGCUUAGACAAUCUUGCCAUUUUAUGCUUAAUUACUAUAGAAGAAAAUAGAUAGAAACCUAUCAUUAAAAAUCCUAGAUGAAAUUGACCAAAAUGAACUUGGGUACAACUGGCAGGCAUCAGUUGCUGUCAGUCGUUUUAGAACAAGCAUGUUGGAUAGGGGGCACUCCUAAUUGCUUAGCAUGAGCAAGUUUUUGUACUCUCUUAUUUAUGAGACCAAUGCCUAAAGUAUUAUAAAUUAUGUUAGUGCCGUAGUUGACCUCUUUUCCUUUCAGUCCCUCAACUGCGGGGGGCGGGGGGGGGACAGUCCGCAGGUCAGAAUUGCUGUCGACUCCAGCCUGUACACGGAUGGCCUUGCCUUAUCAGGCAUCCUCUUGUUACUAGUACGGUACUGGAAAACACUCUUUGCUCUGUCCAGUAGAGGUUGCUGUGCGUAUAGUUUGAGGUUUGCUUACAGAACGAAUCACUUCUGCAUGAUAAAAACAGAAACAGGGAUCCAAAGCCAGGUUGUGUAGGGCAGUGUAGAUCGCUGCCUCCUUGCUCUUGGGCCUAUCCUGAAGAUUUAACUCUUUUAAAACCUUGUUUUUAAGCAGAUUAUCUUUUGGCUUUGUAUUGUGUUUCCAUUUUAUAUUAAACUAUAAAUUAAUCUUGCCCUAUUAUACUAUUUCUCAUUAUUUAUUUUUGUUGCAGCCUGCCAGUGCAAAGGUGUGUGUUCUCCCCCUUGAGAAUAUAACCACUUUAAUAAACUCACAAUAUGUAAAAUAAGCCAUAAGGCUUUGAUUUUUGAUGCUCCUAGAGGCAUCUAUGGUGGCUUGUUCCCAAACUCUAUCUUGGCAUUUUACCAUCUUAAGUGUUUUCAGCUGAGAAGGAAAUUUCAAAGGAUACAUAGGAAAUGAAACAGCUUGCACUUCAAAAUACUAGACCAUAUUAUUCAGACCAAUUCUUAGCACAACUGAACUACUAUAGUUAACUUGUGUGAGUGGAAUUAUUCUAUCCAAAUAAGCAAGCUAACUUUAAGCUUUUGAGUGUAAGUGAAACUUCUCCCUAGCGUUCAAAGUUCUAUUGCAUUGUGUAAACAUCACUGCAGUGCACAGUGCUAGCAAAUACUAAUUUGCAUGUUAAAGGUCUUGUUAGCAAGAAAUCCAGCUUGAAGCAUGGCAUUUAUUCCAAAUGAAAUGUGCAUAUAUGUUAACACUGAAAUUUGCAGCACACUCCAUACCUCAACUAGCUUGCAGUGUCCGUCUUCUCUUCGUUUUAAUUUCAGGAAUCAGCUGACUCUGCUUUGUAAUCUGGUGUGAAGAGUUCUGAGCUGGCAGAACGCAUCUCGGGUUGGGCAAAUAUAGCUUGGAGCAGAUUGAUAUCACAAGUUGAUUCAGGGUGCCUUACUGGCAUUGUACCCUUGAUUAUUACAGUAUUCAAGGUUCUGGCAAAGGUAAUGCUGCCAGCCAAUUCAGUAGCACAAACUAGACUGAAAGGGAGUGUGUCAGGGAUGUAAUGAUAACAACUUUUCUACAUAGCAUUUUCAAGGCAACUUAGCUAGUGUGGUCCAGUGAAGUGAGGACCUUAUGGCUCUAUUUCAAAGAGCUGUAUUGGACUUCAGCAGGGGCUUCAGAAUUCCCUCUUUUGAUAGCAUCUUACAGUGCAUUCAUUACAAACUACCCUUGGAAUUAUGAUACCUCAUUCAGUAUAGUGCAAUGAGCUUCUGUUGGGAAGGGGAGAAUGAGAAUCUCUGGUACGGGCAUGUGAGUACUUAAAUAGUCCCCAGUUAGUGUCCUUGCUUUUUUUUUUAUAAAAGGUUAUGAAAUUACUGUUCAUUAGCAGGUUGCCUCUGCAAAUACUUUAGGACAAACCAUUCCAUCCCAGUGUGGUAGUGCAUAAAUAUAGGAUAAGUGUGCCAGGGCUGAGUUGUAAAAAUGCUGGUCUAGACUGGUGGCUGUUAAAGCUUUAUAUUUUUUGUUCAUAUGGCCUUUUCCCAAUUGGAGGCGGGGUUCCUUUGCUGUGCUGAAGUACUUUUCUGUACUUGACUGCUUAGUCAAAGUAAGUUUUGUGCAAAGAAAGAAAAGCAGUAGGCUGUUGCCUACCCCCCACCCCACCCCCGAUAUUACAGUCAUAGCUGCCUAAUUUAUCUCUGCACAGUGAUAGCAUCUUGUCACCGCCCUCCAGUGUGGCUUUCACAGUUCACUGGUGUCAUUGUGAUGCCAAAUAGCUCCCUUCUUUCAAUUAUGCAUAACUAGUUUUUUUUUGUUUCACCUACUGUGCAAAGGAGAAUAUCUUUACAUACAUCCAGUAGCAUCUUUUUAAAGUUGUUACUAUAUCCUUGUCUUCUGUUACCACAUGGAUAUGCAACGUGACACUUCAACUCACAAGCUGUCGGUCUUGGCAGUGUUUCAAAGCAUCUCCCUAUCCAAGUUAUCAGGUACGUUGCCAGUGUCUUUACCUGCCUUCGAGUUCACUGGACUUGUUUAAUCAAAUAUUUGCAUUAAAAUCCUUUAAAUAUAAAUCCUAACAGAUUUCUGAGCAAAGGGCUUGUCUGCAAUGCACCAACUGCUGUCUCCUUAUCUCAAAUUGUGUGAAUUAAUGGUAGAUAUUUGAGCUUCAGCAUCUGCUCCGUAAACAUCUGGGGGUCUUUUUAGCCUCUCGGAUAUUGCGCUUAAAUCUGUCUCUGGUUUAAAACGGUUGAAAUUAUACCACUUCAUUUAGCUGUUGGAAUGAAAUAUGUGCCAACAAAAAUCUUGCAUUAAUUCUGUGUCAAAGUAGUUGCCCUCUGCGGGAUGUGUGGGUUAUCUUUGUGCCGUCCUUGCAUGCCUUACAGGUCUGUCAUUCAUUACAUGCCACAGCAUACCUGUAUUGUGAAAGAACUUGCAAGAGCUUAAACAAAAAAUGCAUCUGGUACUGGAAGGGUGACAUUAUUGGACUUAACACCCAUCCCAUAAGACAAUCCAUUACCCCAGCAGGAUUUGAUACGUGACAAAAGUGAAAAAUAAGAUGUAAAUUGGAUGUGGGCGAUUGGGAAUGAGGGCAUGCAGAUCAAUGUGAAACCAAAUGUUACACAGCUGGUUAUAUUCUACUAAACACCUAGCUGAAGACAACUAUUUGGAAAGAGGUCAGGAAUUUUUGUUCUGUCCAAGACUAAUAUGGUGAGCUUCAAAAAUACUCCUACAGAGUGAAGACCAUUUUAACACAGCAAUCCUAUGUACGUAUGCCUUCUCAAGAGCAAGCCCCAUUGAGUUCAAUUGGACUUAUGACAUAUAAGUGUUGCGGGACUGCAGCCUUAAGUGUGCAUGCAAAACCUCUGGGGUUUCUGCAAGUGAACAGAGUAAUGGUCCCUAGCAAUAGGCAGAAUAUUUCCACCUUUGUGCAAAAUGACCCUUUAGAUUAGAAAUUGUAGCAAAAGUGGAAUUGUAAAUGCAUCUUGGAAGCUUAUUGCUUAAUAGAAUAUCUAAAACAUUCCAGGCUUGAAAAAAGCUAUGUUGCCUAACAUGGGUUGAAAAAUGAGAAUAAUUUGCUUGUUGCAAAUUAUAGUCCAAAUGUUAAUAUCAUCAUCAUCAUUUUGCUGGAAUUUUUUGUUUGUUUGGUGGUGGAAUUUGUAAGCACAACCCUGGGGACUUAUGGAAGGAUGCCUCUCAAGUCAUGUGAGUCAUCCUUCUGUUAGUGAUUGGUCUUUAAGGUGUUUCUGCAUUCUGCCCAACUGCCCCAGAUUUUUUAAAAAAUACACCCACAUAGAUUCUUGUUUUGCUGCUGUUGUUUUUAAUCCUUUUCUGCAGGGUUGAUCCAACUUUGUGCAGAGCUAACAGCCACAUGCAUGAUCAAGGAGCUAUUAUAUUAUUCCUUUGACAAAUCCUAAGCUAUGUACUUAAAGAUAGCAUUUUCUCCCUUGCAGCUGUAGUGGCAACACAAGAUACAUAAAAAGCUGCCUUAGAUGGAGUCAAACUUUUAGCCUAUCUUUUCCCAGUGUUAGCUAUUCUAAUGCUCAAAGCCUUGAGUAGAACUCUUUCUUAGCCCUGCUGCCCAUGAGUCAGGGGUUAAACCUGAGGCUUUCUAAUGCACAGUACUCCACUAAUAAUGUAUGGUCUUUUUUUCCUAUAAAAUGUUGGCCCCAGCUGGUCCCAGGGAGAGCAUAAGAUUUGAACCUGUAAACACAAACCAAGCACAACUGCUAAAUGUAAGCCACUGUCAAAGAACAGGGUGUAAGUAUAAAAUAAGAAUAUGCCUUUGCCUAACAUGGCUGCUAUGUCAUUUCUUUAAUUCCCAUGGUACCGCUGUUUUAUCAGCAUUAAGGUAAUGCAGUUGUGAGAAGAACAGAGAAGCUGGAAUAGCACACACAUGAUAGUAGAAGCUUAAUUCCUUUAUAUAGGUAGAUAGAUCAAAUGUUUUGCAUUCAUAAGCCAGUUCCCAUCAGGCUUCUUGACCUCUUUAAUAUGAUGAUGUUUGAAAAGUAUGUGUAUCAGAUGCUUUGAAAGCUGUCUUCCAAAGGCUUUUCAUGAUGAUGAUUCAUUUUAUUAUGUUAAAUGUGAUAUUGACCAGGUCCAAAGGCAGAGGAGGGGAGCUUGGCCAUUACCCAUCCUCAAGGCAUGGAUGGGCUCUAAGGGCCGGUGCAAACAUGCCCUACCACAGCUUGGAAUAAAGCUUCAUAGAUAUUGCAAUGGUGAAAACUGGCAUUGCCAAUAGAUAAGGGUGGGGUUUUUUUGAUGGUGUCCCUCCUGUGUAUUAAGGAGAGUUGUCUUAUUUUUAGCAUCUUAGAUCAGCAAGUCUUCCUCUAGAUGAACUUGGGGGAACUGCUGAUUUACAGCAGGCAUGCUGCCAUUUGAACUGCACAACCUGCCACUCCCUUGUCUGUAGUUUCACUUUAUAAAUAGCAGCAAGCCGGGCUAAACAAAAUUUAGGAAAUGUCCCGGCAAAUAAUAUGUCAACUGGCUAACUUUUGUGCAGUCACUAAAAAAAAAAAAACUCCCUUGUAUUGAUGUUAUUGUGUAAUGCCAAGCUCUCCUUGCUUGUGCUUAGAAA